Messenger RNA from Capsella rubella, 1654 nucleotides. RefSeq names its product oleosin GRP-17. Lineage: Eukaryota; Viridiplantae; Streptophyta; Magnoliopsida; Brassicales; Brassicaceae. The coding region runs from base 26 to 1399 and encodes 457 amino acids. The record is from RefSeq and is a predicted model, not a curated record. Gene Ontology annotation, biological process: sexual reproduction; lipid storage. Gene Ontology annotation, cellular component: extracellular region; monolayer-surrounded lipid storage body; membrane. The transcript is spliced from 2 exons.
ACACACAACAAUUCGAUCAGAAAAGAUGAGCGAAGAACUUAAUCAAAACCCAUCAUCAGCUCAUCAGUCUCUGUCAAUGAGAGAGGGCAGAAAGUUUCCUUUUCUGUCUCUCCCACAGAACCCAUCAUCAGCUCAGUCUCUGUCAAUGAGAGAGGGCAGAAAGUUUCCUUUUCUGUCUCUGCCACAAAACCCGUCAUCAGCUCAGUCUCUGUCACAAAAACAAUCAUCAGCUGAGAAUCUGUCAGAGAGAGAAGGGAGAAAGCUAUCUUUUCUCCAUAUGUUCUCUUUUCUCAUGCCAUUGUUGGAGGUUAUUAAGAUCAUUAUUGCUUCAGUGGCCUCCGUAAUCUUCUUAGGCUUCGCCUGUGUAACCCUCGCCGGUUCUGCCGUGGCAUUAGUCAUAAGCACACCGCUUUUCAUCAUAUUCAGCCCCGUUCUUGUACCAGCUACGUUAGCCACGGCUGUCUUAACCACAGGGUUCACGGCCGGUGGCACCUUUGGAGCGACGGCCAUUGGUCUCAUCAUGUGGCUCAUUAAGCGUAGGAUGGGAGUAAAGCCGAAGGAUAAUCCACCUCCGGGAGGACUUCCACCGACUGGUGGUGGAGGAGCGCUAUCUCUGACCUUCAAGUCCAAGAAAAAGGCAAAACCGAAGUUGAAGUCAAAAAUUUCUAAAGAUAAGCUUAAGCUGCCAGAAUGGUGUAAGAAGAUCCCUGUGUUAGGUAAAAUGGCAGGUGGCAAAGGUAAAUCUGGAAGUGAAGAAAGUUCAUCUUCGUCGUCCGGGGAUGAAGGUAUGUCUGGUGGCCGAGGAGGUAAAUCUAAAAGUAAAUUAGGACAUAAAUCUGAAGAUAAAAAAUGUAAAAAAAGUAAAUCAAAAAGUAAAAAAGGUAUGUCCGGAGGUAUGUCCGGAAGUGAGGGAGGUAUGUCGUCUGGGAGUGAAGGUAUGUCCGGAAGUGGAGGAGGUAAAUCCAAAGGUGGAGGACGUAAAUCUGGAGGUCUAGGAGGUAAAUCUGGAAAGAUAAAGAGUAAAUCUGGAAAGAAAGGAGGUAUGUCCGGAAGUGAAGGAGGUAUGUCCGGAAGUGAAGGAGGCAUGUCUGGCGGAAGUAUGUCUGGAGGAAGCAUGUCUGGAGGAAGUAUGUCCGGAGGAAGUAUGUCCGGAGGUAGAGGAGGUAGUAUGUCCGGAGGUAGAGGAGGUAAAUCCAAAAGUAGAGGACAUAAAUCCGGAGGUCUAAAAAGUAAAAGUAGUAAAAAAGGUAUGUCCGGAAGUGAAGGAAGUAUGUCUGGGAGUGAAGGAAGUAUGUCUGGAAGUGGAGGAAGUAAACACGGAGGUGGAGGAUGUAAAAGCAAAGGUAAACACGGAAGUGGGGGUAUGUCCGGAGGUCGAGGUAGCUUCGUGGAGGAGUAAAGGACACUGAUCGAGCUAUUCCAACAUUAAGCAGAUCAUUGUGCAUUAGUUCAAGAAUUUUAUGACUGGCAAAUUAAAACAAGAAAAGCCGUCUACAACGUUUUAUAUUUUAUAUGUAAUGUUGAAUCUGAUUAUAAAGAUAAAAAAAAAGGAAAUACUAUAAGACAAUAUUUAUUCUAAUAAUAUUAAUAAUGUGGUAACACUUCAUUCCAUUCUUCUUAAAAAAAAAUCUGUUGUAGAGUUUACUUCUAUUAA